Porites lobata is the source of this 3978-nucleotide messenger RNA. NCBI's taxonomy places the organism in Eukaryota, Metazoa, Cnidaria, Anthozoa, Scleractinia, Poritidae. The record is from the annotation of a GenBank genome assembly.
AUGGCCACCUUGGUGAGAAGCUUAACCAGGAGGAAAAGGCUUAAGCAGGAGGAAAAAACGAACUCGGAAUUGUCGAAAUGUCUAACCACUUGGGAUUUGACAUCCCUCGGGAUUGGCGCUACCUUGGGAGCGGGAAUUUAUGUUGUUUCGGGACAGGUUGCUGCUAGUAUCGCGGGACCUGCUGUAAUCAUUUCAUUCGCCUUAGCAGCAAUAACAUCCAUACUGUCAGGUUUAUGUUACGCUGAAUUUGGCGCACGUGUUCCUAGGACAACUGGAUCCGCUUACGCUUACAGUUAUGUCACGGUCGGGGAAAUAUGGGCUUUUAUCAUCGGAUGGAACUUAAUUCUAGAAUACAUGAUCGGUACAGCAGCAGAUGCUCGGGCGUUAAGCGCUUGCUUCGAUUAUGUUAUUGGAAACGCCAUUCGAAAUUUAACGCUAACGUACGUUGGUGAGAUGCAAAUUCCUGGUCUUGGUACAUACCCAGAUAUACUUUCUUUCGUUGUAACUAUCAUCGUUACAACUGUACUUGCAGUUGGUGUCAAGCAAUCUUCAACUUUUAGUACAAUUUUUAAUGUUUUAAACUUCUUAGUCGUGGUUUUCAUCGUGAUAGCGGGGAUGUUUUUCGUGGACACCCGGAACUGGACGGAAGGGAAAGGAUUUUUCCCGUACGGAUUUUCUGGAGUACUAAGUGGAGCGGCGACGUGCUUUUACGCUUAUGUUGGCUUUGAUAUCAUCGCUACGACAGGAGAAGAAACUAAAAAUGCUCCAAAGUCUAUUCCAACAGCAAUCGUUGCUUCACUGGUUGUUAUAUUUCUAUGUUAUUUUGGAGUAUCCACUGUAGUAACACUCAUUGUCCCUUUUGAUCAGCUGGACAAACUAUCGCCCAUACCAAACGCCUUUGUUCAGAGAGGAUUUCCUUUCGCAAAGUACAUUAUCGGUGUAGGUGCUAUUUGUGGCUUAUCUUCAAGCCUUCUGGGAUCUCAGUUUCCUCUGCCAAGGAUCAUUUAUGCCAUGGCUUCGGACGGCUUGCUCUUCAAAUGCUUUGCUAGUGUGAACCCUAGAACCGAGGUACCUGUUGUUGCCACAGUGUACCCAGGAAUUUUAACGGCUGUUGUCGCUUUGUUAUUUGAUUUGAACGAAUUGGUUGAGAUGAUGUCUAUAGGCACGUUACUGGCGUACACAUUAGUGUCCCUAUGUGUUUUGAUCCUCCGUUAUCAGCCGGAUCUUUCAGACGCCCAUUCCAUGGACCUCUUAAACCUUCCAGACAAAGAUCACAAUGUUUAUGAACAACUUUCCUUAUACGAACAUACAGCAGAGGAAUUUGAAUAUCAGAUGUCUCCAAAUGGCCAUCUACACUUUCUAGAUUCCCCCAAUUUCGAUAAAAAUCAAGACAAUGAAUUAUCCUGGGAGGAGUUUACAACAGCAAACAAGAAAACAUCAAGGCAGAUUCCUCGCAAUAAACUUACUAAAGGUCCUACGGCGGAAAGUGUAAAAUUAGUGAACUGGGCAGUGGCCUUACUAUUCAUCUCGUUUAUUGGAUUUUGCAGUGCUACUGUUUAUGGUUUAGAAGCCUUACAGAGACGCAGCUUUGUAAUCAUACUUUUUCUCGUACUUUUUGGAGUCCUCAGUAUAUUUGCUAUUGUGGUGAUUUGUUUACAGCCUCAGAACACUAAGGAAAUAUCCUUCAAGGCGCCAUUAGUCCCGGCACUUCCAAUUCUCGCCAUCUUUUUCAAUGUAUUUCUCAUGCUCAAGUUAUCCAGACUGACCUGGAUUCGCUUUGGAGUUUGGAUGGGAUUAGGUUUGUAUUUGAAACCCCGUUUAAGGUUGAUUUCCACUGACGCGUUUCAGGGGCACCCAACGGCAGUUUUCGAGAAAAUAUCUGUUCGGAAAACGAUUUGAGAUCUAGAAUUUUCGGAGCAUUUGUUGUAAAAUUUCUUGCUUGUCUCCCUCUCCUAGGAUUUUCGAACAUCUACAAAAUGGUAAAAUUACCCAUUUUUAACGGAUUUUGACCCCAAUAAAGGCCACCUAGAAUUUUCGGGAGCCUUUUCCUGGUUGAAAUUUUCGAGAAGGUAAGUUUUCAUCCCUAUAAUUUUCGGAUCACUAGACUUUCAGCUAGGAAAUCCGAACAGAUGAAAAGUUUUUAGGGGAUAAAAAUACGCCUAUAUCUACCGUUUGAAUACUAAAAUACGUUUAACAAUGCUAUGUUAAGUGGUUUUAAACUAUAUCCUCGUUGGGUGCCCCUGGCGUUUUUGGCUCCGCACGUUAACGCACGUAAAUUUGAAUCACGUAAAUAAAAUAGCGGUAAGAUAAAAAGUGCUGGACCCAGUUCCUAGAAAGAUGGUUACGUUUAACGCAGGAUUAAGCGAAAAUUUAAGUUCGGUUUGUAAGUUCGAUUUUAGUGAUAUUUGGCAUAAAUACAGCAAUUUGUUAACGUAAUUUCGAGCCGUUAAAAAACAAUAAAUAUCACGUUGACCCUUAACCCUGAGACACAUGUAAUUUGAUUUACACAAAAUGUUUUUCAUGUAGGUAUUUCUUUAAAUACCACUGCUCUAAGCCAAUCAAAUUGCAGAAAUUUCUCAUGUAGUGGUAUAAUCUUGCUAACAGCAUGUAACUCGAGCUUAAAAAAUACUGUUGACCCUUAACCCUGAGACACAGUAAUGAUUUACACAAAAUGUUACUUCUAAGAAAUGCAAAGGAAGGUAACGCUUACGAGCGACCCUUCAUGCACUGCCUCUAUUUUAUUAGCUAAUGUAAAUUUUACUCACGUACGCCUGUAAAAAUUGCGCGACACUGGAAAUCAACCCUUACACAGGUCCGGGCAGAAACGGAUCAAUUGAGGUUUCUGGGAAACUGCCCACCUACCCCUCCCCUAACCCAACAUUUUGCCCUAACUGAGAAGUAAGUGAUAAUGUUGACUUAACUUAUGGGAGGGGUAGGUGGGUAGUUUCCUAGAAACCUAAAUUGAUCCCCAAAAACUUGCACAGAAAACUUUCGCCAGCGACCUGCGGAAAAAGUGUGCAACUUUUGGAAGGGCAACCUGUGUAUGUUUUUGGCCUCUCUGGUGAUUAUAUGUACCAAUUACGGUCGAUGAUCCAACUGAUUAAAAUUUUGAAAAAAAAGUAAUUUCAAUAAUCCCAGUAUCCCUUUAGCCCAAUAUGGAAAAAUGUGGGUUUCUCUUAUCAGCACAGAACAUUUUGACCGUGCUUUCAGUGUAAGUAAACACGACAGAUAAGAGAAGUGUGACGUAAAAAAAAAAUCAGAUUUGUGAAAUUAUGGGAUUAGUAAGCAUAUUCAGAAGAACAAGAUGAAAAAACCCUCUUGCCAAAAUUCAGCCUGUCAGUGUUGUAAGUGAGUGAGGCCGGAUAUAAGCAACUUUGAGUACUGAUGACUCCACAUAAAUCCUUCUAAAACUGGCUUGGAUCGUAACUAUCCACAUUAUCUCAUUAUUUCUUUAUCAGAACUGAACUGUUUGUCCUUGUUUUCAGCUUAAAGUAAUACAAACGAUCAAGUUUACGUAGGCAAACGCCAGUUUGUACUACGAGACUAAGUUUUUUCUUUACUUGUUGUUCCCCGUUUAAAAGCGAGUUGUUUCACGCCAAUUUUAUCCAUAAGAAUUAGUUCGCACAGGUUUUAUACCGUUACUUCCUUUUUAUGAAAAAUUGUCGUUUUGAACCUGACAUUUGCCGUUUUCGGUAACCGUGAUUCGAAAUUUCUGUAAUACCUCCCGGAGCCUGCCAAGUUUAACCGUAACCUUUUCCUGUUUUACUAGGAAUGUUACUUUACUUUGGAUACAGCAUCUGGAAUAGCGGUGAAAGGCAUAGAAGAUCACAUCUGGGGCAGGGGAUGUUUGACAGACAGGUUCUUCUCGCUGAUGACCCGGAUUACGUAGACAUUGAGUAUGAAAUGGAAACAAUCCCAGCUCAUAGGGACGAUACAGAAUACUUAGCACCAAGUCUCUUCAAAUGGGACAGCUUAUGA